GUUCAUAAGACCGUUUAUUCUGAGAGGCGAAGCGGCAAGCUUUUUCAUUUUUUUAAAAUAUAAAUGAUUGACAUAAAUAAGCUAAGAAAUGAAUUGGGCUGAAAGAGAAUGACAAUAUUACAUAUUAUUGGAUUAACACUGGUUUCAUUUGGACCAAUACUCAUUUUCUCAAUAAUAUCGAUAUUCAAUGAACCCGUAAAAUGUAUUAUUUUUGUUGCAAGUUGUAUUUUUGGGCUAAUUGGUCUAUUUCUCUCUUCCAUGCUGUGGUUUAUGAUCGUUCCCCUAAGAGAUAAAUUGUUGUAUGCGAUGAUCAUGUCAGUUUUUAUUCAAGGUGCUAUGAAAUAUGUUUGGUAUAGAGUCCUCAGAUCAUCUAUCAAAGGUUUUCAGAAAAUAUUAAAAGAUCAAGAUACCACAAAUAAUAUGAAUUUAAAAUAUUUCUAUGUAUCUGGAGCUGGUUUUGGUAUCAUAACAUCAGGAUUAGCCAUUAUAAAUUCAUUAUCAGAAUUGUGGGGACCAGGAACAUUUGGAAUCAAGAAUAAGACUUUUUACAAAUAUAUUGUUGUUAAAGCUUUAUCAGCUCAGAUCUUCAUAUUUUUAAAUAUAUGUUGGACCAUUAUUUUUUAUAUUGGAUUGGACAAGAAACAUUAUUCCAAAGUGAUAUUGGUAUUUUUGACUCAUUUGCUCGCUGUCUUACUGGCAUAUUUCAAUAAAUUUAAUUUUAAUAUCCUCACAAUCUCGGCACUAUAUUGUACUCUAAUAUCAUUGUUUUUCUACACAAUAAUAAUAUGUGGUGUCACUUAUUCAUCAACAGUAAUCAGCUUGAAAAAGUGCUUACAAGACAUAAAUUCGUUUAAAGAUAGAUUUAAAGUAACGAAAGGCGAAGGUACGUCGCCUCAAGGGUCUUUAUAGAUAGAACGACGCGCUAAUCUUUAUAUGAAUGAAAAUUAAAUUAUAGAGUAUUAUAUAUUUAUUAUUUAUUUUUUGCAAUAUUUAUUUAUAUAUUACUAAAUGUAUGUAAUUAAUACCAAAUUUAAUGUUUUACAUUAAAUGAAUGAAUUUAAAAAUAAACUGAAUUUUC
Molecule: messenger RNA, 1078 nt
Organism: Gordionus sp. m RMFG-2023
Lineage: Eukaryota; Metazoa; Nematomorpha; Gordioida; Chordodea; Parachordodidae
Product: gamma-secretase subunit Aph-1-like
Exons: 7
Coding region: 109-909 (266 amino acids)
Biological process (GO): positive regulation of catalytic activity; Notch signaling pathway; Notch receptor processing
Cellular component (GO): endoplasmic reticulum; gamma-secretase complex; membrane
Molecular function (GO): protein-macromolecule adaptor activity
Source: RefSeq, a predicted model, not a curated record